Messenger RNA from Stylophora pistillata, 2672 nucleotides. RefSeq lists its product as uncharacterized. The record is from RefSeq and is a predicted model, not a curated record. NCBI's taxonomy places the organism in Eukaryota, Metazoa, Cnidaria, Anthozoa, Scleractinia, Pocilloporidae. Gene Ontology annotation, molecular function: deacetylase activity; hydrolase activity, acting on carbon-nitrogen (but not peptide) bonds.
UGCACGCACCUUGGCGAUCCCAGAGAUCUUUGUGCCAACACAAACUUAAUCAUUUGACGCGAACUAACAAAUGGCGGAACCAGAAAGUUCCCAGUUCGAUUUGGUUAUUCGCGAUGGUAGAGUUAUAGACCCAGCUAAUGAACGAGACAUUUUAGCAGAUGUUGGAGUUAGAAGCGGAAGAAUUUGCUCAGUCGCUAAAUGUCUUGAAGGAAGAGGGCUUAAGGAGUUUGACGCAUCAGGCUGUAUCCUAACACCAGGGUUGAUUGACAGCCAUGUGCAUGUUUAUCAGCAUGUCACGCCCUUGGGUGUUAGUGUGGAUGAGACGUGUUUGGCCAGGGGUGUUACAACUGUUGUUGAUGCUGGUAGUGCAGGAGCCUCAACCUUUCCUGGCCUUCGAAAAUUUAUUGCAGAAAAGUCCCAGACCACAGUUUUGGCUUUACUCCACAUAGCAGCUCAUGGUUUGGCAGCAGCGGGAUGUACUAGUCAUGCGAUAGGAGGUGAGUGUGAUUCACUAAACCAAGUUGAUGCAGAAUUGUGUACCAAAUGUGUAGAAAAAAACAAAGAUAUGAUUGUAGGAGUUAAAGUUCGUCUUUCAGCCAGUGCUGCAAAUGAUGGAGCUAAUGAAGAGGAAGCUUUCAGGAGAGCUCUCAAAGUGUCAUCAGAAACCCAUGUUCCUCUCAUGGCUCACCACACAUUUUCCACCAUUAAUACUCAAAGAAAAGGGAAAGACAUUUCAUGUCCCGGAAGCCUUUGUGCUGGAGAUAUUUAUACUCAUUGUUUUCAUGGUUGGCCAAGUACCAUCAUCGGCCCAAACGAACACAUUUACAGUGAUGUUUUAGAAGCUCGCCAACGUGGGGUUCUUUUUGACGUGGGUCAUGGAGCUGGGUCAUUCUCAUGGACUGUCGCAGAGAUUUGUGCAAAAAAGGGCUUCUGGCCAGACAUAAUCAGUUCUGAUUUGCACGUAGAAUCUGUAGAGGGCCCUGCUUACGACUUAUUGACUGUGAUGACGAAAAUGCUGCACGUGGGAAUGCCCUUGAAUGACGUCUUAAAAGCUGUUACUAUGACACCCGCGAUUGCCAUUGGACGAAAUAAUAUGAUUGGAUCGCUGGACGUGGAUCGUGCAGCAGACAUUACGGUUUUGCGCCUUGAAGAUGUUGACAUGGACCUUGAAGACUGUAACGCACAGAUAAGAAAAGUUAAACGGCGCUUUGUCCCUGUCGCUGUAUGGAAGGACGGAGUUAGCUUCGAGAUCUCUAUACCUUGGCCGUUUCCUAAUAAGGAUAGACUACAAGAAUUGGCCUCAUUAAAUGACGCACUUCUAAUCAAAGAUGAAUUUUAAAUAUUUUGUUUUUCUUAAGAUGUUUAUUGAUUCAGAAAUGAUUUAUGAAAGUCAACAGAAAACUGAAAAAAGGGGGUAAGUUUCUUAAGAAACUGUGGUGCUGCGUCGGCAGGUAUAAACAAGGCAACUGAGUUGAAAAAGUAAAUUGGCCACCGUAAAUAGUUUCAAAGCUGACGUUUCGCGCGUUACUUUUCGUCAGAGCGUCAACUCAAUUGAGUAAACAGAAAGCUAUUCACUUUGUCAGAGAUAAAUGAGAAUUUUCCAAGGCAUCUUGAUUUAGUGUGCAAUAAGGAUUUGUGAUUGUGUAGUGCGAUCGUCCGGGCUAGAGUAGUCCUGGGAAGGGCUAUUGCAACUCGUGGUGGUGACUGACGUUACGAUAAUCUGAGCGGAAAUCCUCUGUAUGGUCAAUUGAAAAGUUGUUAUCAGUCCAGUGUACUUGGUCUGGUUCGUGUAAAUUAGUUGGUCAGUCGAGCCGUGAAGUUAUUGGCUGUAAGACCCAAGUGGCGUAAUUCGGUUGUGAUGGGUCAGUUUCGAAACUGACACCUGUCGAGGAGAAUCUGUCGUAAGUUUGUAAACCGGCUUUCCUGGGUCAAUCGUUGAAAAAGAGUAUUGCUUUAGCUACGAUAGGCAUUAUGCAGAGUUUCAGGCAAAAGUAUGUCUCGUAACUAAGGCAAUUCUCAGUUACCCAGUCUUUAAGAAUACGAAACCCAUGUAUUUUAAGGUCGAGUUCAAAUCUGCGUUUUGUCUACUUAGAAUUACCUCAUGAUAAGACUAAAAAUAUUCAACAUCGACGAGGAUGGGAUUCGAACCCACGCAUGCAGAGCACAUUGGAUUAGCAGUUCAACGCCUUAACCACUCGCCCACCUCGUCGGAUCAUGUAAUUUACAGAUUUACAGUGCAUUACAGAUGACAUUUUUUAGGUGUUUCGGUUUCGGGUAUUGGCAGUGGUUCUGGGAAAGAACGAAACCACGAGUUCAUUUUCUCUCGGUGAAAGUUACUCAUGUUUGUGCAUCGUCAUAAAAGCCAGAGAGUAGUACCAAAGAGCGCUGAGUGUUUCUGACAAACCGGAACAGCUAACUCUUUUUGCAUAGAGUUUCGGCUCAUUUACCUCAUAAAAAGCAGAUUGCCACGUUUUCAAAUUGAAAAGAUUAAAAACUUUCGACUAUUCUACUAUCCUCAUAGACCAUUAAGAUAUAUCAUCCCUUUCGUUAGAAAACAAUUUAAGUCACAAAAUUUAGGGUUAAUUUGGUACAAAACAGCCAAAACGAGAAGAAUUACUAAAUAAGAUUGGACUGAGACAGUCAGAGCUAGAGGAGACUGAAAAAGGAUUGCA